This is a messenger RNA of Phymastichus coffea, 1030 nucleotides long. It is a transcript of the gene Vps60, whose product is annotated as charged multivesicular body protein 5. Gene Ontology annotation, biological process: vesicle budding from membrane; late endosome to vacuole transport via multivesicular body sorting pathway. The record is from RefSeq and is a predicted model, not a curated record. Gene Ontology annotation, cellular component: multivesicular body. The coding region runs from base 92 to 757 and encodes 221 amino acids. NCBI's taxonomy places the organism in Eukaryota, Metazoa, Arthropoda, Insecta, Hymenoptera, Eulophidae. The transcript is spliced from 4 exons.
CAGAAGUGCAAAAGAAGCCUGUAACGCGUAAAUAUACUGAAUUCUUGUUUUCUGACAAUUUUGUUUGAUAAAUUGCAAUAGAUUUUCCAAAAUGAACCGAUUGUUCGGUCGAACCAAGCCUAAAGAGCCACCCCCAAGCAUUAACGACUGUAUUGCUGGGGUUGACAGCAGAGCUGAUUCAGCAGAAAAAAAAAUUGCUAGACUUGAUGCAGAGUUGAAAAAGUUGAAAGAUCAAAUGACAAAAAUGAGAGAAGGACCUGCUAAGAACGCAGUCAAAGCAAAAGCUAUGCGUGUACUAAAGCAAAGGAAAAUGUAUGAGCAACAAGUUGAUAACUUGAGACAGCAAGCUUUUAACAUGGAGCAAGCGAACUAUGCAACUCAAACUUUGAAGGAUACUCAAGCGACAGUUGUUGCUAUGAAAGAUGGAGUCAAGCAAAUGCAAAAAGAAUUUAAAAAUAUCAAUAUUGAUCAAAUAGAGGAUAUACAAGAUGAUUUGGCUGACAUGCUAGAACAAGCAGAUGAAGUCCAAGAAGCCAUGGGUCGCAGUUAUGGCAUGCCUGAAAUUGAUGAUGAUGAAUUGGCUGCAGAGUUGGAUGCUCUAGGAGAUGAUUUGGCUUUGGAUACUGACACUUCUUAUUUGGAUGAUGCUAUCAAAGCUCCAAGUGCACCUGACAAAGAACCUGGUGCUGCUUCAGUUACAAAUAAGGAUGGAGUUUUAGUAGAUGAGUUUGGUUUACCUCAAAUACCAGCUAGUUAAAAAAUGUCAAGUGCACUUAAGAAUUUGCUUCACUUUACAGAGCCAUUAAGUAUUUUGGCUUACCCAAACAAUGCUUUAUCAUUGAUAAUAAUAAUUAAAUCAGUGUUUGUCAGUGACAUAAAGAUUAAUACAUAUAAAAGCAUUUCAAAAGCCACAAGCUUGCGAUAUUUUAUAAAGUACAUAACAAUAAAUUAUGUUCUUAUUUUAUUUAUUUUUUUAUAGAAAUAUAUGUAUAAAUAUACAUACAAUAUAUUCUUUUUACUUAUUGGUGAG